Molecule: messenger RNA, 4132 nt
Organism: Schistosoma haematobium
Lineage: Eukaryota; Metazoa; Platyhelminthes; Trematoda; Strigeidida; Schistosomatidae
Exons: 16
Coding region: 285-2690 (801 amino acids)
Source: RefSeq, a predicted model, not a curated record
ACUGUUUUUGUGGUCUUAUUUAACAAAUUUUAUAAUUUCUUUUAAUGUUAAAUUCUAAUCAUACUAAUGGUCAAACAAGUGAUUCAAACAAAAUACAACUAUCUCUGAUAACUAACAACCACUUUGAUAAAUGGAAUGUUCUUUUAAAUUACGGAUCUUUUACAAAAGAAUUUAGACAAUUUUUAUUGGAUACACAUUGUUAAUGUUUGAUAUAUUGUAUUACUGUUGAUGAUAUUCCUUGCGGAAUAAUUUAUCAGUGAAUCAGAUUCAAUAUUUCAAAAAAGAUGCUGAAAAAUACAAAUCACUUGUCCAGUACCCCGUCUACUCAUCCAAACGACCGUGAAAAACUGUUUGAUUUUGGAUUGCCGCCCAGUGCAAGAAAAGCUUAUGGAAAUCUCGCUGAACAAUCUACUAGGAAAGCCUAUAGUAAUAUUAAUCUCAGUGAUACAUUAACUGACACAGAUGAGGAUUAUUCACAAAAAGACCGCCGAUAUUCAUACUAUGAUCAUUCUAGCACCAAACAGAAUGCGAAAAUAGUGAAAGCAGGUUCAUUCAAUUGCACUGAUUCUUUUAGCUAUGAAAAUGGUUCAAGUGACUGGAAUUCAAGUAAUUAUCGUCACUUUCCACGAUUCAAACCUUCUGAUGAGAAAAUUGAAAAUGAUACACAAUUUGGUAAACAAUCUGAAUCACCAUCUAUAAAUAGAAAUAUUAGUCCUGUGGCAAUUGCUUCAUCUACACCAAAAAUAAAUCAUAAAACACCGACAGUUAUGAAUAUAACAAAUUCAUCUGUCGUUACAGGGAAUUCUUUUGAAGUUUCUGCCGAUGGAAUGAAUAAUAGUAGUAUUACUCAGAAUAAUCCAUUUUCACCAAGGAAUGCAACUCCUACUGCAGAAACUAGUGCAAUUGAUGAUUCACCCAGUAUGAUGAGAAGUAGUGUAAUAUCUCCUAGUAAGUUUAGAACUUUUCAGACAUCAACAAACGAAGAUAAGGUUAAUAAUCAAUAUAAAAUGAAACAAGAUAAAUAUUUAAAGUCAUCUAAUAUUGUUAUUGUUCAUGCAGAAGAUGUGACUAAUAAUUACAAAGAGAUUUAUCCACGGUUUACUGAAAGUUUAAUGCAUUCAUAUAACAAUCACAGCAUGGCAAAUUCACCAAAAGUGAGUAAUAGACAGCAUAUACAGUUAGUUUAUGCUAAACCAUCGAAAUUGAGAAGGGAUGUUAUGGCACAUAAUGAUCAUGAAGAAAUAUCACCAGUAAAAAUGAGCAUUGCACCUGUAACUUUAUCAGCGCCUACAGAACCAUAUAUGUUUGAUGACUAUUUUAUAAUUAGAAAACCUGAUCUAAGUGAUAUACCUGAACAAAAGCUUGCAACUUUAUCUAAUCAAUUUGGUGAACUUAAUGAUUCUGUGGAACGUGUUAUUAUUCGUAUAUUCGAUUCAGCUGUAGUUCCAGGUGGUGCACUACGUGGUGUUGUUUAUAUAUGUCUUAAAGAACCAAUUAAAUUGAAUACUUUAUUUAUUACCACAGAAAUGGUUACGAAAACAAUAUCUUCAGAUGAGAAACAAGAUAUGGAGAAACGAAUACCUAUAUCAUAUACUGUUUUGUCAGAUGACCCAUCAGUUGGUAAAAGAAUGCCAAUACGUAAAUUUACUUGUCAAGAACCAGAAUUUAUGCAGUCACCAGUAAAAGAAGUUGAUCUUAGUGAUCCAUGUUUCUCACCAUAUAUUGGACCUGUCCAACUUGCUCCAGGUGAUCAUGCAAUUCCUUUUGCGUUUCCUCUUGAAAGUGAUGCACAUCCGUCAAUAUUACUGAAGGGUAAAGUUGGUUUUACGCAUGAAGUAGAAAUUAUACAUAGAUAUUAUAUCUAUGGAACCAUCAGAUUGAGUCGACCAAAUGAAAAUAAUUCAGUAACAAUCAGUACAGAUAAUUUAAAUGUCAAAGUUCUUAGUUGUGGUCCACCAAAUUAUACACUUCCUAAUGGUGGACGAAUACCAGCUAUCAUGAAAACAUUUACAAUGGAAAAUAGACAAAUGUUAAUACAGAUUGAAAAUAUAAUCUUUCAAGAGGCUGAUGAUAUUAAUAUUUAUAUAUUUACGGAUGAACCAGUUGGUAUACGUUAUGCUGAAGCUUAUUUACUUCGUAUAUUUCAUAUACCUGGAUUAAAAGUUUCUGAUACAAAAGCAUUAUAUAAAUUGAAGAAGUAUCCUCCUAAUGUUUUUAUUGAUGGCCGUACAGAAAAAACUACUUUUACUGAAAAUCUACCUUUACCAUUCUCUGAAGCAGCUGAAAUUGAAAGUGGACGAUUAUUUUCUAAUUCACAACAUUUACCAAGUCAUUAUCGUGAUUUUCGUGUAUCAUGUGAAUCUUUAAACUCAACAGAACAAUCACAAAGAACAUUACAUUGUGAUUCAUAUAAAGAUUUACCUAGAGAUGCCCGUAAAGCCGGUUGUCAUUUAACAUUAAACGUUCCAAUCAAUUCAGUUCCACAAAGCUGCUUAGAAUCACUGAAGAUAACUUAUUAUAUUAGGGUACUUAUACAUGGUAAACGUAAAGUAAUGGCUUAUAGUUUACCAAUAUCAGUAGUUGAACAACGUACUAAAGAUUAUAAAAUGCGUUAUUUGGGUGAAGGCAAUCAUAUAUACGAUCCAGAAUAUUUAAAAUUAAAACGUGACAGUAAAUGUUCCGUUUCAUAAAAUUUGGAUACAAAUAAAUCAACUGAUAUAAUACAAUGAAAUUUAAAAUUAGUAAAUUUAUCAAUCAUUAGUUAUAACUUAUCUAGGAGAAAAACAGAGUGAAAGAGAAAAAAACACAUUAAUGUUAGAUUCUUUUUGUUUGUUUGUUUGUUUGUUUUUGUUAUUGUCUUGAAUUUGUGUUGUUGUUGUUGUUGUCGUCGUCGUCGUUUUGUUUGUUUGUUUUUCAUCUACGUUGUUACAUUGUCCAUUAUGUUUUGUUAUGAUACAUAGUUGUGAAUUCUUUUUAAAUUUACUUAUUUAUUUUAUUUGGUUAGUUUUGAUCUCUUUUCAUCUGCUUAAUUAACUAAGUUGAUUUGCUAUUAAUAAUUACCAUCAUUGUAUUCUAUAUCUUUGAUUUUAUCGAUUUUCUGAUAAAAAAAUAUUACAAAAGAGUGAAUCAUGUUUCAUCCAUUAAAGUUACUCAUCAGUCAAUUUAUUUAAUCAAUAAUUGAUUAAGAAAUAAAUAUUGUGGUAAACAUUUACAUGAAUUAAAUUCCUCCGAAUAGAAAAUGUCUUGUUUCUUCUAGUUAAUCGAUAUGUGUUUAUAUACAAACAAACAAACAAACAAAAACGCCUACAUGUUGAGGGAUAAAUAGUAAUAAAAGAUUAAUAUCAGAUGGGUUUCGUGGAGAUUGUAGUAAUUUCAAUGGUUAAGAUCAUGAGUCAGUUGAUAUGCUCAAUAGUGACUGGCUUCACGAGGUAUAUCCUGGAGUUCUAGUGAGAAGUAGUGACCAGUGGAGUUCAACCAGAUCUGUUGUGAGAUAGUAACUCACUGAAGAUAGUGGUGAAUGUGUCACUCAAUUUCGUGGAUUAGUUGAAGUUAGAGAUUGACACCGUUGGAUGCCGGCUCAUCAGUGGUCUAGUGGUUAAGUGCUCGCGCGCGAAACCAGUAGGUCCUGAGUUGGAAUCUCGCAGGGGGCGAGGUCAUGGAUGCGCACUGCCGAGGAGUUCCACGAUGGGACUAAAUGGCCGUCCAGUGCUUCCAGGUUUUCCAUGGUGGUCUAGCUUCAACUGACGCAUGAUCUUAACCAUUGAAAGUAAUAAAAGGUGUUUUUUCUAUCUUGAUUCUUUUUUUUCAUUUAAAAUGGUUGGAUACAAAAAACUGUUUUCGAUAUUUGAAUUUAUAUAGGUUCAUUCGAAAAUAAUAUUGUUUAUGGAUUAGAAGAUUACUGGAUAGAAGAUUCUAGAUUCGUUCCUUGACUACUUGUUUGUAAUUAUUUCUGUGAAGUUUCACAUUAGGAUAGGAAAUUAGUUCACUGUUUUCAUGGUUUCCAAUUAAAUCAUUGCCUGAAGUUAUUUCAUGAUGAAAACCAUUCAUAAAAUUAAGUAAUCUCAAUAAACUUUCUCAUUAUGUUUAUAAUUUGGAAUUUAAUAAGUUACGUUCAAUCUUAUAUCUCAAUACU